CAACCUUAGUCGUCCUCUUUCCUUACUGGAAAAGACAAGUUCAAAUCAUAUUGGCAUAGCUACCCUAACCUAGGUAGCUGGCUAGGUAGGUACCAUAACCAAACCAGUUUUGGCCUCUGGUCGAUGUAAGGAACUAAUUUGCAGCGUCCCUGAUUAGAUUUAUAAAUGUUGAGUACCUCUUCCUCUUCUUACUCUAUCUUUGCUCGCUCCUUUCCUCCAAUUAAGGGCUUUCCCCGACCCACCGCACUACGCCCUUUUCCUCGGAUCUUCGAAUCCCAUGUCAAGUCUCCAAAAAACAAAUUGAGUAUUCUAUGCUUUAGGCAUGAGCAUCAUUCUCCAGAAACACCUAAACCCGAAGCAAUAGACCACUACUUUCACGAGGAAUUGGUGCAAUCGGAAUUCAAUGACUCUAGCGUCACCAAAAGAGACUGGAACUCAAUCCUCCAGAAGGCUGCAAAUGAAUACUUAAAGGUAAUUGGCAAUCGGUGGGCUGUACCAUGGACUGCAAUGACCAUAUUACAAGUUAUGCUUCUAUGGACAACGGCAUUUUGGUUUAUAGGAUCUUGGAUGAUUCCUUUUGCAGCCCAUAUAACUGGUUUUAGCAAGGAAUCUUUGACAUUUAGAGGACAAGCACUAUUUAGCCUUGUUACUGAUGUAACUGAAGGACUAGCUGGAAUUGCAAUUCUUCUUCGUUGUCUUUCUCGAUUUCGUCCCCUUCCACCUGACUGGUUCAAGUUUAGCCUAAAGGGGAAUUGGCAAUUAGAUGUCAUCAUGGGAUGUCUCAUGUUUCCUCUUGUCAAUAGGCUCUCACAGUUCAACCUGCACUUACUACCACUUUUGCCCUCUACACCUGUCACCUUUUCAAGUGUUGAACAAUCAAUAAGGGCAAGGGAUCCUGUGGCAAUGUUAUUAUAUGCAGCAGUAGUAACAGUUUGUGCUCCUGUGUGGGAGGAGAUAGUUUUCCGUGGUUUUCUACUCCCAUCCCUUACCAAAUACAUGCCGGUGUGGUGUGCAAUACUGGUAAGUUCAAUUGCCUUUGCGCUUGCACAUUUUAAUAUACAGAGGAUGCUGCCACUUAUGUUUCUUGGGAUGGUAAUGGGUGUCAUAUUUACGCGGUCAAAGAAUUUAUUGCCAUCAAUGCUUUUGCAUAGUCUUUGGAAUGGCUUCGUCUUCUUAGAGUUGAUGAAAUAGCUUCUUCAAAGUAAUGAUUCUUUAGUAAGUAGUGAGCCCAUUAUGUAGGUAGCAACUAGCAAUGCAGGCAUUCACAUGCAGGUUUAUGCUUUGGAUCAGCGUCUUCAGAAGCAAAUGCUUACUGGAACAGAACCUCAUUGUGAAGGUACACUGAGUAAGUGCAUGUGCAAGAAGUAACAUGAGCUGAUGGGCUCAUACAAUUGUAUAUUAUAAAAAUCAAUGCCCUACUUUGUUCAUAUCUGUGAUGAAUACGUGGGUAUUAUUUGACAGGUAUAAUUGAAACUAUUCAUUUUGAUCAGCUUUUUUUUUUUUUUUCCCUGUCCCUUUUUGGCUGUGAAAAUUCAUUUUGGGUAACAUGAUGCUGGAGGACAGUUGUACUGUAUAUUCUGA
Molecule: messenger RNA, 1581 nt
Organism: Gastrolobium bilobum
Lineage: Eukaryota; Viridiplantae; Streptophyta; Magnoliopsida; Fabales; Fabaceae
Exons: 4
Coding region: 166-1191 (341 amino acids)
Biological process (GO): CAAX-box protein processing
Cellular component (GO): membrane
Molecular function (GO): metalloendopeptidase activity
Source: RefSeq, a predicted model, not a curated record